Molecule: messenger RNA, 1902 nt
Organism: Aspergillus ibericus CBS 121593
Lineage: Eukaryota; Fungi; Ascomycota; Eurotiomycetes; Eurotiales; Aspergillaceae
Product: Zn(II)2Cys6 transcription factor
Exons: 3
Coding region: 21-1808 (595 amino acids)
Biological process (GO): DNA-templated transcription; regulation of DNA-templated transcription
Cellular component (GO): nucleus
Molecular function (GO): zinc ion binding; DNA-binding transcription factor activity, RNA polymerase II-specific; DNA binding
Source: RefSeq, a predicted model, not a curated record
CCUACAUCGUCCGUACAUAGAUGGCCGAUCGCAGGAGUCAAAAAGCAUCAGAUCCAUGCUCUCAGUGUCGGUCACGCAAGGUUCGCUGCGACCGCAAAAGGCAUACUUGUGGGCAUUGCGAGCGGUUAAAGUACCCAUGCUCUUUUCAGACAGAGGUCGCGGUUCCAAGUCGCCCGAGGACAUAUGAAGAUGACCUACCUGAGAGACGCCGGGGGUCUCGGGCGUAUAUUAACUGUCGUCUUCAGAAAAGCCGUUGCUCGGGCGAACUGCCACAGUGCACUAACUGCCAACGGCGACAUCGAGAAUGUCAAUAUCCGGCUUCUGGACGAGCUCGCCACUUACCACAGAAAUCUCCUGAGGCAUUCAAACUCACAUAUCCUGAUCGUACCGUCGCUAGGCCAGAGCUACAACAAGGAUUAGUAUACCCUGUCCAAGAUGGCGCCGAGUUAGCCAGUGUGCUUGAUGACUACUUCUUGCAUCUGUAUCCUCUACCAUCAUACAGCUUUCUUCAUGAGCCCUCCAUCAGGCGGAUGUGUGCAGAUCGAACGCUUGAGCCAAGCCUAGUGCUAUCCAUCUGUGCCAUGGUCAAACUGCACUGUAAGCGGGCCUGGCAGUCUUCCGAGAGCGGGUUGUUGGUCGAGUUAUCAGAAAAGCGGAUCUGGGACGAGCUGGAAAAGCCUUCAAUCUUCAGAUUGCAAGCCCUAUUCCUCAUUAUCCAGUACCAUGCUGAAGUGGGUCGAUUCGAGAGGGCCUUCAUGAUGGCUUCCAUAGCAAGUCGCCAUGUAGCUGCCCUACAGCUGAACCAUGAAAGUCCGCAACUCAGCUUUGUCACGCAGGAAAUUAGACGGAGAGCUGUCUGGACGAUGGCACUUCUAGAUGGCUAUUUUUCCGUGGGCCUGCCUGGAUACAGCACAAUCAACUAUGAAGAAAUAUAUCAACAAUUUCCGUGUCGCGAAGAAAGGUUCGGUUCGCCGAUUCCGGAGGAUAUCAAUAUGGUCGCGAUGCGAGGCGACAACAAUAAACGCUCUUGCGGUAUGUUAGAGCUGAUUCUGCGUGUUUCAAAACUUCGCCGAGAUAUAAUUCGUUUCACCAGGCAGUUGGCCCUUGUGGAGCAGCCCCUAAAGGAGUUCCAGGAUAUAGUGGAAGGGUUUCGAGUCAAUUUGUCGCAGCUGCAAGGAGAGAUCGCAUCUGCCGUUGGUCCUUCAGAAACAAUCCGGCCAGAGUCUCGAUGGUUCGUGCGAGCGUUGGAAAUCCAACUAGCAUGGCGCCAGGCCCACUGUGAUCUUUUUCGCCUUUUCCUGCCUGGUCAUCCUAACGCAGCUCCGGAUGUGGUAUUGCGUCCACUAAGAUCAAGUGCCUACGUUAGCCAAGCCCGCGCUAUCUGUCAAGAACACAGUGGCUGGAUUGCGGAAACCAUAUCUAUAGUGCAAAAAAUGGAUCUUGGAGUACUUUUCUCAUUCGAUAUCGCGAGGUGUGCUUAUCAAGCAGCGCGACUCAGGCUGUUUCUCGCGCACAUGCCAGAAUCACGGUCACAACUGAGACCAGAAGCGGCGAUCGCCAACGCUGCAUCGUGCCUGGAUUUUAUCAAACGAAAUUUCGCAUCGGCUGCUCAUGCACAACGGAUGAUUUCAGAUCUCAGCCUAUUGAUGGGAGCCUAUGAGACGGGCGACGGGCAUUUAGGAGCGGCAAUGGCGCUCGAUUCACUCCGAGCUUCCGGUAACGCGGUUGAGCGGCAUAACCAACUUGCGGUCCAUAGCCUCAUUCAUCAGGCCAAUUUUGUAGAUGAUAGCUUUCUCUAUGAGUUGUAGAGUUCGCUACCUGAAAUGCAAAGUGAUGCUCUAGGUAAGGCGAGCUAUGACCGCUACGUCAUCAUCACAGGCGGGUCUCGGAGGGGCUCCGGUG